CGUUCAUGCUCACAAGUCUCCUGCUUGCAAUGCAUGGACAAUGUCUGCUGCUCUGAGACUUAUCAGAAGAAUGCUGCCCUUAAGGAUAACUUUAGCAGCCCUUGUGCUAUUCAUCUCAACAUGUCAAUGUUCAACAGCAAAUGAUUCCCCAUUCUCACUUAUAAACAAGGCCACUGGUUUCUGUUUGGUGAAAAGGUCAUCUCGCUGCCUCGACAUGCGCUGGACGACCGGUGAUCGGCUUUUUGUCACCUCAAGUAAAAAGUGCCUGGGAGCGCAGGGCAAAAGUCUGGGGGCUGAAGUAAGCCUCUAUGAUUGUGAUGACAAGAGCGACCUCCAGAAGUGGGAAUGCAAGAACGAGACACUGCUUGCCCUCAAAGGCCAGCAGCUGUACAUCGAAGUCAAACCUGAUGAAUCAAUUGCUCUCUCCAAAACCGUCGGGCCGAAUAACCACCUCACAAUCACAGGGACAUCCAGUGGUGCUUGCACGAGAACAUACAGAGAACUUUAUACCAUCGAAGGAAAUGCAUUUGGUAAGACCUGCAUGUUUCCCUUCCUGUACAAAGACCGGUGGUUUGGAGACUGCACUACGUUUGACAACUCAAAGAAACGUCUUUGGUGUGCAGUUGGAACAAAAUAUGAACAUGAGCAGUGGGGAUACUGCCCGACUACAUCCACAGAACACUGGGAGAAAAACCAAGUAACAGGAGCGUAUUACCAGAUCAACACACAGUCAGCUCUGACUUGGGCUCAGGCUGAAGUCAGCUGCAAGCAGCAGGGUGCCUACCUGGUCAGUGUCAGCGAUCCCAACGAGCAGGCUUAUAUCUCAGCACUUUUGAGAUCAGGGAGAUACAAACUGUGGAUCGGGCUAGUGCUGGACCCAGAACAUGGCUGGCAGUGGUCAAAUUCGAAGCCUCUCCGUUACCUGAGAUGGGACACGGGAAAUCCACUUCCUAAUCCGGGACACAAUUGUGCAUUUCUUGACUCUUCUGGGCAGCACUCUUGGCAAAGUUCAUCCUGCACCAAGAAACUGGGGUACAUCUGCUACAAAGAUGGGGUUCCACCAACUCCUCCUCAAAUUGAGACAGGAUUUUGCUCAAACCCCUGGAUCCCCUACAAUGGCCACUGCUUCCACCUUCAGCGUUCUCCUCAAACAUGGUCUGGUGCUCAGAGAGAGUGCCGCAAAGAGGGAGGAGACCUAGUCAGCAUCCGCAAUGUGGAGGACCAAAGCUUUGUCAUCUCUCAACUUGGAUACGCAUCUACAGAUGAGCUUUGGAUUGGACUGAAUGACAUAAGGACAGAGAGGCUGUUUGACUGGAGUGACCACUCUACUGUCAGUUUCACCAGCUGGGAGUAUGGGGAACCUGAUGUUUCCACUGAUUCAGAGGACUGUGUUCUAAUCAGGGGAGAGGGUUGGAAAAGGCAUGGCUCCUACUGCUACUUUGUCGGAACAGAGACAAAGACGUUUGAUGAAGCUAAAGACGACUGCAAGAGCUCAGACUCCUACUUAGCAGAUGUUUCCAGUGGGGUGGAUAAUGCAUUCCUUGUCAGCUUGGUGGGGUUGAGACCAGAGAAAUACUUCUGGCUGGGCCUCUCAAACCAGAAAAACAUUGACGAAUUUGUGUGGACCAACACAGACUCAGUGAGAUUUACUCACUGGAACGCUGAAAUGCCAGGUUACCAACAGGGCUGUGUUGCCAUGACAACUGGGGUUUUAGCUGGCCUCUGGGAUGUGCUGCCCUGCACCAAUAAGGAGAAAUACAUCUGCAAACACCUGGCGGAGGGGGCGGUUUUGACUGUUGCACCACCAACUCAAACCCCUCCCCAGUGUGAGGACGGCUGGACUCGAGUGGGAACAAGAAAUGUCUGCACUAAGUUGUUUUCUUCAAACAAGAGGACGUGGUAUGAGGCCAGAGAUUACUGCAGGGCCAUUGGAGGAGACCUGCUCAGCAUCCACAGCGAUGCUGAGCUACUAGUGAUACCAAAACGCCAUGAAACAGUCUGGAUUGGACUUAGUGCCCCUGACCCAGUCACCGGUUAUGUAUGGAGUGAUGGAUCACCAGUAAAUUUUCAACACUGGGAGGAUGGAGAGCCAAACAAUGUGGAAUCUUGUGCUGAAUUCAAAAUGUAUAAGCGUAGUUGGAGUGGGUCUUGGAAUGAUGUGCACUGUGAGACGUACCAUGAAUGGCUGUGCCAGAUCCGUGCAGGAGUGACUCCAAAGCCGCCUCCAGACCCUGUCACUCCUGACUUCAAUGAGACGUCAGACGGGUGGCUGGAAUGGAAUGGGAAUCAGUAUUAUAUUAACAACAUAUCGCAGGCCAUGGAAGAAGCUCGUCACUUCUGCAAACAGAGGCAUGGUGACUUGGUAACUAUCAACAGUGAAGCUGAAAGUAUCUUUCUGUGGAAACAGAUAUCCCGCAGAUUUGGGUCUUACUGGAUUGGCCUGACAGUAGACCUUGAUGGAACAUUUGAGUGGAUGGAUGGUUCUCAAGUGGUGUUUGAAAGGUGGAGUGAAGGUCAGCCUGAUUUCAAGAAUUAUGAUGAAAAUUGUGCUGCCAUGGAGCAUUCUACUGGGUUCUGGCAUGAUUAUAAUUGUGGGCACGAGUACAAGUCCAUUUGUAAACGCAGUGCCUCCCCACCUGCCAACGCAACUGUGGCACCCACAAUGGCCCCUAAAGGUGGUUGCCCACCCCUCUGGAAAAAAUUUAACUCAAAGUGUUACAGCAUCGUUAAGGACCAAAAAUUAACAUGGGAUGGAGGGAGGAAACAAUGCCAAGCUAUGGGUGGAAACUUGGCCUCUAUUCCCACAAGACAUGUGCAAGUGUUUUUGAUGAGUCAAAUGGCUGCCACACCAACUUCAGACCUUUGGAUUGGUUUUCGCACUGUAGAUCGUGGUGAAUUUUAUUGGACUGAUGGACGACCGAGGCAAUAUCUCAACUUGCUUACUACAGGACGCCUGUCUGUUGAUCCACUGAUUUAUAGACACUUUUUGUAUCAUAGAUCUAGGAACGUAAAGUUUUACAGAGAUUUUGAGAGAUAUUGGAUAAUGCGUGAAAAAUCGAAGAAUAUUUGUGUUGUGAUCAAUACCCAGUCUUCCCUUGCUAUUGGGAAAUGGAUAAAGAAGUCCUGCAAUGACACCAAUGGAUUUGUCUGUCUUCGAAAUGUUGACCCUUCUUUCCCGGACUCCUCUGAACCAACAACUUCUAUCGACUAUGUCAACAUCUGGAAUGACUCAAUCAAGGCUGUUACUCAACAAAUGACCUGGGAUGCAGCCAACAAGCACUGUGAAGAUGAUGGCGCCAACCUCCCUAGCCUGCGAAACGAGUGGUCACAGGCCUAUGUUGAGCUGCUGGCUUUGAAUCUAAAAUCUCCUAUUUGGAUUGGACUAAACAAAGUUCUGACCAAUGGGUAUUUCAGAUUUAUUGAUGGCUGGCACCUGAGCUUUUCUCACUGGGGUGAAAAUGAACCAAGCGGGGACAGACCUUGUGUGUACGUGGAUGUGGAUGGAAAAUGGAAAACAGCUGUCUGCAACCAGACCAUGAACAGUGUUUGUAUGAAGUCUACAGAUGUGCCACCAACCGGGUCAAGUUUUUUUCCAGGCGUUUGCCCUGAUGACCCAGAUCCUCUGGGCAGAGGGCAGAAUUACAUCUGGCUACCAUUUAAGGGUUACUGUUACAUAUUUUUCACAGAAGAGGAAGAGUGGGCAGAUGCAUCUGCUAGCUGUGUUAGACAUGGUGGAUUACUAGCCAGCAUUGAAGAUCCCUCUGAACAAGACUUCAUUCAAAGCAAUGCAAGAAUAUUUCAAGACAGCCACACCUCUUUCUGGAUUGGCCUGUAUAAAACUCACAAAGGGGAGUGGUUGUGGUUGGACAAAACAGUCAUGGACUACACUAAUUGGGGUGAAGGUCCACCUAAUCAUCACAGCCAUGGAGAUAUAAGUACUUCAGAUGGGAUAUGGAAGGCAACAAAUGGGUGGAAUAAACAACCGUACAUCUGCAAAACGCCCAAAGUAUUACCACCAACGCCAUCCCUACCAUCGCCAGCUGUACUUGAUCCUCGUCACCGUGGCCACACAGCUUUGACAGUUGUUCUGGUCAUUACUGGGAUUGCCAUAGGGGCAGUCGUUACCUUUUUCCUCUUUGUGAAAUCCGGUCAACGCUUACCCAUCCUUGAAGGGUUAAUCACCUUUGACAACCCACUAUUCUUCAGCAACGAGCGGUUCCAGUCUGAUGUGGUUGACACCAAUAAAUUGGUAGAGAAUGCAGAGGAAGAGAACCCUGAACCUCUUAUAAGGAUGUGAUUAAAAAAAACAUCCCUAAUCGCGGAAUCUAAUGGGUCACAUACUACCUAUAUCUAGGCCUCAUGGUUUAUGUCUUUCUCAUUUGCAUGGCCAAUGAUUACUUUGUUCUUAAAUAGUGGGCGUUCAAUUGAGUUUGCAAUGAGUCACUUAAAUGAAAAGCAGUUUAGACUGCCUUAUUUGGCUGUAGUUAAUUGAAGUUAGUUUGAAAUUAUAUUUCAUCAUGUUUUGUAAUGACAAAGAAGACUGUGAUUGAAUUAAUUCUACACAGCUUUUUUUUUUUACUUAUAACUGUAUAAUAGUGCUGUGUAUUUGAUACAGAUCUGCUGCUGUGUAAAGCAAAGAGUUGUAAUGUCUAAUGUCUAAUUAAAGAGGUCAUAUUAUG
Micropterus dolomieu (smallmouth bass) is the source of this 4679-nucleotide messenger RNA. RefSeq names its product macrophage mannose receptor 1-like. NCBI's taxonomy places the organism in Eukaryota, Metazoa, Chordata, Actinopteri, Centrarchiformes, Centrarchidae. The record is from RefSeq and is a predicted model, not a curated record.